Molecule: messenger RNA, 2509 nt
Organism: Electrophorus electricus (electric eel)
Lineage: Eukaryota; Metazoa; Chordata; Actinopteri; Gymnotiformes; Gymnotidae
Gene: igfbp3
Product: insulin-like growth factor binding protein 3
Biological process (GO): regulation of insulin-like growth factor receptor signaling pathway
Cellular component (GO): extracellular region
Molecular function (GO): insulin-like growth factor II binding; fibronectin binding; insulin-like growth factor I binding
Source: RefSeq, a predicted model, not a curated record
AGAGACCUGGCAGCUCAGCUGGGGUUUACAGUCGUGCAAAAUCGACGUGACAGCCCCUUAAGCGACCCUCCAACCUCAAAACCGGACCGAAGCGGAGUUGGCACGGCUGGGGUCGCACUGCCCGUCUACCCCCCCUCCCCCCCCCUCGCGUGUUGCAGCACUUUGACUAGAUGACGGGACUGUGCGCUCUCUGCCUGACGGCGCUGCUUGCGGCUCUCGUGCGCCUGGCGGAGAGCGUGGGCCCCGUGGUGCGGUGCGAGCCGUGCGACGUCGGCGCGCUCGUACAGUGCAAGCCGCUGCCGCGGGACUGCGCAGAGCGAGUGCGGGAGCCGGGCUGCGGAUGCUGCCUAACUUGCGCGCUGGUCGAGGGGCAGGCAUGCGGAGUGUACACGGGGCGCUGCGGCGCCGGGCUGACAUGUCAGCAGCGUCCGGGAGAGACCAAGCCGCUACAGGCGCUGCUGGACGGACGCGGCGUGUGCCUCAAGAAGCUCAGCAGUGCCCUGGUGCCACCGCAAAUAACCGAUAACCACGGGGAGCCCAAAGACGAGCACGUCUCCAAUGCCACCGCGGUGAUGGUCACCGGGGGUCUGGACACGGCACAGCGCACAUCGCUGGCCACCGGGGGCGACGUGGGCGAACAGAGGGCCGUGCUGGAGCCUAAAGCGGCCCUACUGCACUCUAAGCUUGGUAUGAUCCAGAAGGAACAGUCGAAGAAGAGCCAGAGCUACAAGGUGGAGUCGGUGUCUGGCGGAGUCCACACCGACGUCCACAACUUCAGCCUGGAGUCCAAGAUGGAGGCAGAGUAUGGCCCAUGUCGUAGAGAAAUUGAGAGCGUUCUGAAAAAUCUUAAGAUCUCCAACGUGUUAAACCCGCGAUUUUUCCGCAUUCCAAACUGUGACAGGAAAGGCUUCUACAAGAAAAAACAGUGCCGUCCCUCGAAAGGCCGCAGAAGAGGCUACUGCUGGUGUGUGGAUAAGUACGGGCAGCCUUUGCCUGGCUACGAGAGCAAGGAGCAGGGCCAGGUCCACUGCUACAGCAUGGAGAAGAAAUGAAACACGUGGGAGGGUGGAGGAAUGGGAUUGGGAUCUCCUCUGAACGAAUCCACAGCGAAGUGGGGGGGAGGUUUUUUUUUUUUGUUUUGUUUUUUUAAAGGUGCCGGGCUAUCUCUGAGCGCCCCACCGACCAGCUGGAGCGCGGACUGGUCAUCCGGGUCACUUUCACACACGGCCAGAGUGGAGAGAAGGCGUCCGGGGGUGGGCAGAAGGUCUGCACUGUUUCCUCUCAGCAUCACACCCCAUGAGAGCAUCACAAAGAGACUAACAAAAGACGUUGCAUUUUUAAAGUACCCUUUAACCUUUGCGAACGCAGGAGCGUAGAUGAAGGAGUUUUUGGUCGUGCCAUAUAUGCGUUCAAGUCAGAGUACGGUGCUGAGCUGUUCUUAUGUUGCUGUCGUGACUAACAACGUCUCUGUCAUAGCCUCCCCCCUCCACCCCCCCCACCCCCAGGCUCCACCUUUGUAAGGUAGGACCUCUGGAAAUAGGCCACGCCCAGCGGUGUCUUGGGCCACUCCAGCCAUUGGCUCCACCUGAAGCACAAGCACUUGAUGCACUUUGACCCCUCGCUGAACGACCCCCAUUGAUUGCAGUGUCAGUGCCUCACCAGAGUAACACUUAAGCUUAAGAGCAUUAAAAAUCUCUAUUAUGAAAUUCUACUAAUUGAUGCUAUACCAGGACCUGUUAAAUCACAUUGAAUGGCCUUUUCAAAAAGCCAUUUCAAUGCAAUUUUUCUUUUCAUUGAUUUUUAUUUGCUUUUGUUUACUGUGUGUGCUUGUAUGAUCGCUUCUUGACAUGUUAAGCACUUGGGAGAUUUACUAUAUGUCUUUUUGAUGCCUAUUCUUUCUGCUCUUUACAGUUAGCUAGAAGGAGGAUGGAGUAUCUAACUCAUCAAAGCUGUAGCAUACAGUGUGCUUCUCAAUGGAUUCCAAAUGAAUAUACUUCCCAUCCAGAUCUUUGGUGCACUAAUAUGCAUAACAGAGCACUUAAUGGUGUGGCUCCCAAUGCUAACUAUGCUGAUUGUUGUCCUUUGAAGUAUAUUUUGUCAUAUAAGUGCUAUGUCCUUUUGCGAGUUUGAAUGUGACGGAAAUGCAACGUCUUGCGUUACUGCUGCAUAACCGGUGCACUCCGAAGCUCUGUCCCAAUCGCUGGCAAGACUUUUUCUCCCAAGAAUCCACGCCUUAACCCUUUCAGUGCUGAAACGUGAUGACCAGUGAUUAGCGGUGCUCCGUCUAUUCAGAUAUUGCACCCUGACCUACAAGGUUACGGAUCCGCAUGGCGACUGUGUGUGUCGUAAUGCAGGGAGGGCAUGCGAACUCAUUCUGGCUCUGGACCCGUCCAGUCGCUCAGUAGCACAGAAUCGGUCAAAUGUUCGCGCCCCCUCGCCCCCACCGAAUGCUAAGAACAACAACAACAAAAAAAAAACAAAAAAAAAACCACAACCCGAGAGUAACAAC